Vicugna pacos (alpaca) is the source of this 1034-nucleotide messenger RNA. NCBI's taxonomy places the organism in Eukaryota, Metazoa, Chordata, Mammalia, Artiodactyla, Camelidae. The record is from RefSeq and is a predicted model, not a curated record.
UCAUCUGGCGAUGACAGGAAGACAUGUCCCGGCAGGCUCCGCCCCCCAGGCCCGGGCUCCGGAGCCGCGCGCCGGGCAGUUGAGGGUCAGGGAACCUUGCUGUGAUAAUGGCGUGUUGGAACUAAGGAAAUUCGGAAACGCCUCUCACGGGGGUGGCUUCCGACGUGUGGUCUGUGCAGGACUGUUCGCAUGCACGCAGCCCUCAGUGGACAUCAGUGAUCGCCAGGAGGAUCCCAGCGAGGCCGGCUCCGCGCCUGGCGUCCCCUCACACCCGGGGUCUUGGAAGGAGGGCCACGUCUGUGUCCCCCGCACCGGCUCAAGCCCCCCACAAGAGGCCUCAGCGCAACUGGUGACCAGAAGUUUCUCGCACCCUCAGCCUGAAGAGCCUGCCGGCCCAGCUGGCCAGGCCCUCCACGGGGGAGGGGCAGGGCUUAGCUCUGCAUCCCUUGUUUCUCUGGAAAAAUAUGCAUCCUGGAGGUGCGAGGUCUGGAAGGCCCUGAGCCACCUAGCAGAGGGCACCGGGAAAACCAAGUGUUUACGGGAUUUACACACAGGAAGCUUUCCGCAGCGCCUCGGCCCGCGGCAAACUCCGCGCAGCAACAGGAGGCUGUGUGAAGGGGAGGGACUUCCAGGCCCGGGUUUCUGCUCAGCCCCGGCAGGAGCCGCUCCUUCCACUGAGCAGGGGCUGGGGAAUGGGGGUGGGGGGCCUUCCUGCCGCCCACCCUCUGAGGGCACGGAGGCUCCUCUUAACAUCACAGAGGCCACCAACGCUGGCCACCGGCCUUCACGUCCACCCUGGGCAGGCCGAGGCCUCUGGGCUUCCCUGCAGGAGGGCCCAGUGCCCAGCGUGUUGCUGGGUAAAUAAGUGGAUGGGGCCUGGAGUGAGGGAAGCAUGUCUGAGUUUUAAGUGCUGACCCUUGAACUUGGCCGGUCACUUAGAAAAAGUCUCAGUCGAGUCUCCCCUGUGGAGAAUGGACAGCGUCACCAGCUCUCCAAUAGUCAUUAUUUCCCAGGCCCCGUGCCCAGGUCCCAGC